CCUCGUUUACCGGCUUUGUGGUUUUCAUCCCUUCUCAAGCGGUUUUUCUUUUAACUACACCUACUAACUCAGUCCACUCCAGCUGAUGAUGCUCGUCUCUGAACACUGAUUUCAUCUCUAUUUAUUCACCAAACCGAUCAUAUGUACAUAGAAGAAUACAUUGAAGAAGAUGAAGAACCACCUUUGCUGCUCAGCUCUCGUCCUUCUCACGGUGCUCGGCUGUGGUGGGACUGCAGCAGUGCAGUGUCGGUGGGGGGAAGGGUGUGUGUGUCUGCGAUGCCCUGCAGGCCAGGAGCCUUCCAAGGCUUGUGGGCAGAUCCAAAGUCCGGCAGAGGAAGUGCAAUGCCGAUUGUGCCAGACUGGAAGCUUUUCAGACGCGUUCGACUCUGAACUUUGCCGUCCGCAUGCCUCCUGCAAGAUCCUCGGCCGUACGGUUGCAACCCCUGGCACCGCGACCUCUGAUGCUGUCUGUGGAGCCUGUCUGCCUGGGUUUCACUCCACUGCCACGGGGGAAGUUUCCACCCAAAGUCCCUGUGUGAAAACAUCUUUGCACAUCAGAACAGUGCGUACAGUGGGGAAAGGUCCAUCCAGCGGUGCAGGAGGGCCGGUCAACGGCACAGUGGUACGCAGCGCUGAGGAGAAGACGGCGGAGUACGCCGUCUUUGCUUUGGUGCCCAUCUUCUGCGUGAUGGGCCUGUUGGGCAUCCUCAUCUGCAACAUCCUGAAGAAGAAGGGAUACCGCUGCUCUGCUGACAAGGAGGGAGGCGAUGAAGAAACUCCCACACCGCAGAAAGAAGGUAACAGUUGUCCCUACAUAUCUGACGACCUGAAUGAAGACACCAUCAGUGUUCUGGUUCGCCUCAUUACUGAGAAGAAAGAAAAUGCUGCUGCGCUCGAGGAACUGCUGCUGGAGUACGAGAGCAAACAGAUGGCCAUGAGCAAAGGCUCGUCAAUCAAGUUCCCGAUGCUGUCUCCCCUGUCCCCGUUCCGCUCCCUCCCCAGGCUGUGCCCCCAUCAGUCCCACCUCCACACCAUCUCUGGCCUCUCCGGCCUGGCCCCCAAACACGGCUACCGCUGCACCCGCUGCGCCCAGAGGAAAUGGCCCCCUGUCCUCAUACCUCCCCUGGACUCCCUGAAGGAUCCCCUGAAGCCCCCCCAGAACCUCAUCCUGCCCUCCCUGGACACAUCUGCCGACCAGCAGAAGAGACCCCUGCUGGGGGGAGUGUUUGUCGACAACCACCACACGCAAGCUGCUGUGCCAAAUACUGUUCCGGAAAAAGUGGAAGCGGGUGAAGUGAAGGAGCGGAAGGAGGGAGAGCUGACGGUGCUGUCUGUGGGGAGAUUUCAAGUCGCUCAGAUCCCCGAGCAGAAGCCCGUCAUCGUGGAAACCAAGACAUCGUGCCAGGAGCAACGAAACUCCCUGUUUGGAGGGAAAUCCUUCUGCUCCUCUUCAUCAUCCGGCAUCAGGAGGUGAAGAGACGGAGAGAGGGUGUACGAUAACGCUACCUCGCUGAAGAUGACCUCAUCGUUCACUGACACUGACAGCUGGCAGGGAGGGUGCUUCUAAAUGACUGACACCAAGAAGCCACAAGAACCACCUCCUGCUGGAAGACGCAGUUUCUGUUCCCGCGACAAGAGGGUUAUAUUACUGUAUUUAUUAUUACAUAAGCAAACAUUGUAUUUUGCAGACGUAUCACGUGUACCAUCGUAAAAGGUCAAAUCACAGCUGCUUCACUGUCUCAAGCUACCUUGAGCUACUGGAGAGCGUAGCUUUGUGAUAAUAAGCUGUCAACACCUGACACUAUAAGCACGGAUGAGAGGGAGAAAACUAAGAAGUUUGGAUCACAAAAAGAGCACAUUAGUCCCUGUAUUCAUGCCACCAUGUAAAAAAAAAAACAAAAAACACACACACACAGGCUACAUUCAGCGCAUUUGCUUAUAUAACGACUAUAAUAUAUGCAUGGUCUUUCUUCUGUACAGUGACGCAAGGACUAAACAC
Molecule: messenger RNA, 1999 nt
Organism: Chelmon rostratus (copperband butterflyfish)
Lineage: Eukaryota; Metazoa; Chordata; Actinopteri; Chaetodontiformes; Chaetodontidae
Gene: relt
Product: RELT TNF receptor
Exons: 11
Coding region: 170-1474 (434 amino acids)
Biological process (GO): apoptotic process
Molecular function (GO): protein binding
Source: RefSeq, a predicted model, not a curated record